Molecule: messenger RNA, 885 nt
Organism: Ectocarpus siliculosus
Lineage: Eukaryota; Phaeophyceae; Ectocarpales; Ectocarpaceae
Source: the annotation of a GenBank genome assembly
AUGUGCCCAAAGGCCGACCGGGAGGAACUAGGGAGCGCGGGCACGGGUGGGAUACGGGAUGUCAGAGAUGUCGAAUCAAGUGUAGGGGACCUCGGUUCGCCGUUGCGUGGCGGCCCACUUUUCGGGAGAAAGGGGUCACCGGAAACUACCUUGGGGCUAGAGGAAAAAUUUACCGAGGAAUAUGGCGAGGACGACGACGACGUAGUACGAGAUGAACUGUCGGCUACCUUUCUUGAAGUGCACGACUUGGAUGACGAGAUGGAAAGCGACAUUCUAGUACUGGAGGGGAUCGAGAGCUUGGGAAACGCGACGGAUAGUAUCGAGGAGAAUCAGGAGCUCUACGGCGUUUUUGUGCGGAAGAAGAAGGAGGCGAACUUGAUCAAGUUGUCGUAUCCCGACAAUAAGACCCGCGUCACCAAACCACGGGCGAAAGUGCUAUAUUACAUCAGCGGGUGGUUGCUCAGCAAGGACUGGGCGCACGUGAGACGGCAAAAGAUCGAGGAGAGGGAGUGGGUGUCCUUUGUAGAUCUCAACAAGUCUGCUUCCGAGGGAGCUGCGGUAGAGAAGGAUAAGGAACUGGAGCAUUUAGUAGGUGAAGUGAAGAGGAGGAACGACGAAAUCAACGGUGCUGGACUCCUGUUUGCCACGAAAGCGUUUUUUGAGUUCACAUAUGCUUCGGAGAUCGGGUACUUCCAUAUCCUUUCUAAGCCCUUUCUGUUAGGAGCAUAUCUCGUAGGCCUUCCGGGUGACAUGUUGCGGGUGGUCAGCGAAGCGACCGAGAUCAGGGAUGCGUGGGCUGAGUGCUGCCCACCCUCCUCGGGAAGCGUGAAUUUUGAGUGGGAUUCCAAGGUCGCUCAUGAGGUUUUCCUUCGCAUAAGGACAUAA